Messenger RNA from Cylicostephanus goldi, 1272 nucleotides. The record is from the annotation of a GenBank genome assembly. NCBI's taxonomy places the organism in Eukaryota, Metazoa, Nematoda, Chromadorea, Rhabditida, Strongylidae.
AUGCAUCCAGCCAUCUACUUGAUAGCGUUUUCAUCCGUAUCAGCAAUUUCACUCAACUCCUACUGGAAUGAGAGCGAUACCAGACGACUGUCAGGUAUAUUGGAGGUAGCCUGUGAAGCUGUGAAGAAAGCAGAGUUGACUGACUUAGACACCCUUUACCAUGCGGUUGCUCUGCUCAGCGUUCUCCCGGAUUGCGUUUUGGACAGCGAAAUUGUGGAAAAUGUGAUAUUGGGAAAAGCUUCCAGUGGUGAGAGCUUGUAUCGAGCCCUUUCCAUAGCUGAUCACCUAAAGAUCAAGGUAGAUCACGCUGCAUUCGACAAGGCUUUGACAUCAUCUAUGAAGAUAGAUGAUGAUCCUACCAAUUUGGCUUGGAUUAUGAACGCAGCAGCGUUUUUGGAAAAGGAUGUGGGAGCAAAAUAUUUUGACAAAAUUGUAAACCUUGUCGUGCAAGCAGAUGAAGUGGAUGGGAAGUAUUUGAAUUUUGAUAGUAGCAUUGUCACCACUGCUAUCGCCGUUCGAGCAAUCGUAGCGUUGGCUGAAAAGCAGGGAAGGAAGCCAGCUGUUUCGGAGAAAAAACUACUCCAAAUGGCAAACUACCUGUUAUCUCGCAAACACGCAACUGCUCCAAAAAUUACUUACCACCUGUUGGGAGCUCUAAAAACUUUGACAGAUAAUCUCGAAUUUGUGCCUGUAGUGGUAUCGCUUGAAGGGCCUGUAGAAGUGGCUUCAGAUCAGCCCAUCAAAAUUGCUGUGACCAACGUCUUUGGAGAACCAGUCGAUGUUGACGGUGUUCGUGCUGAAGCUUUUGCCGUCUUAAAUCAAACCCUUAUAAGCAUCUUGGAGUUGGAACCUAUGCCAUCAGACUCAAGAUUCUGGACGAUCAAUCCCGACCGGAUUCCGAUUAUAAACGACUUUGUAAGACUGGAUAUAAAAAUCGAGAGCAAGGAUAAGCGCCUUAUUGGAACAACCAGUUCCCAUGUUCUGAUCAAAAGAAGUCGGAGUAUAAUGGUUGACGACUUUAAAAUUGGAGUCGCAGAAUUGGGAGAAGAAAUUCCCGAAAACUCUUUGAAGAGGGUCAUUGCAUUUCACAAGAUCAAGGAUGUACUGAACGUAGACAGUGCAAAGCAUUUACACCUCUCCUUCUCAAUGAAGUACGAGAACGAUUCCUACUUGAAACCUCAUCAGUGUUUCGUGAUGUUCAAGCACGGAAAUGGACACGAAGUGUUCUAUACUGCAAAUUUAGUGAAGAAGGGCAGAUAUGCAGUUGACAUU